AUGAGUAAUAUAACAAACGAGAAUGAAAAACAGGUUGAUGCUGAUGCAAUAAAAUCUACUGGAUCAAGUAUUGGUACUGUCGUUGAAACAUGUCCUGGUCGUUUUGAACUACGUACUGAUAAUCCAUGGGAGGAAAUUUGUGGUCAUACACGUGCUGUACGACGUGGACCUUUUGUUAUUAUAGCUGGUACGACAGCUAGUGAUCCUACAAAAGGAGUUCUUCAUCCCGAAAGCAGUUAUCAUCAAGCAGUAAUCAUCUUUGAACGUAUUACUAAUGCACUGGUAACCAUAGGUGCUAAAGUGACCGAUAUUGUUCGUGUACGAAUGUUUAUUAUUGAUAUAGCUGAUCAAGAUGAAGUCUGUCGAGCAUUUAAAGAAGCUUUUCAUUCUUAUGGUAUUCGAGUACCUGCAACACUUGUUCAAGUGAAUGCUUUCGUUCAUCCCGAUAUGCGUGUUGAGAUUGAAGCUGAUGCUAUUAUUUUAUAA
Molecule: messenger RNA, 486 nt
Organism: Adineta steineri
Lineage: Eukaryota; Metazoa; Rotifera; Eurotatoria; Adinetida; Adinetidae
Source: the annotation of a GenBank genome assembly